AUGGUUCAAACUUCAACAAUAGUCGCUACUACGGUUGGUUCAGUAGCUGCCGACCCGAAUUUCAGAAAGCAAUUGAAGAAAGAGUCCAAAAAACUAGCUCGGGCCGCGAAGGAAGAGGCAGCGGCUCAUACAGUCAGGCAAAGAGCUGUUAUCAGGACAGCGGUUGAAGAGGCAAAGGACGAAGGCUUUCCUACAGACGUUGAGGAGAGAGAGGCAUAUUUCAUGCAAGAGGUUGCAAGUGGCGAGGGUUUGAGUGGAGACGGGAGCAACAACAUUGAGGCUGCUCUAUGCUUCUACAAGGCCCUGAAGGUAUACCCGCAACCAAAAGACUUGAUCUCCAUUUACGACAAGACGGUUCCCCGAGCCGUGCUGGAUAUCCUGGCCGAGAUGAUCGCAGCUGAUGCCGAGUUGGACGUGGGGCCAUUCAGUGCAACACCAGCAGGAAGUGAUAGUGGCUCUAGUGGAAUACCUGGCGUUGGACUGGAUUGA
Lachnellula hyalina is the source of this 489-nucleotide messenger RNA. It is a transcript of the gene tom20, whose product is annotated as Mitochondrial import receptor subunit. Gene Ontology annotation, molecular function: transmembrane protein transporter activity. The record is from RefSeq and is a predicted model, not a curated record. Gene Ontology annotation, cellular component: mitochondrial outer membrane; mitochondrial outer membrane translocase complex. The coding region runs from base 1 to 489 and encodes 162 amino acids. The transcript is spliced from 3 exons. NCBI's taxonomy places the organism in Eukaryota, Fungi, Ascomycota, Leotiomycetes, Helotiales, Lachnaceae. Gene Ontology annotation, biological process: protein import into mitochondrial matrix; tRNA import into mitochondrion; protein targeting.